UGAGAUUGAGUACCUGAAAUAUGAAGAAGUUCUUCACCUUGAUCAUCAGCCAACAGAUGCAGAUGGCUCCAUCACUCUCAGUCCUGAAAACAGAUACGAGUUCAUGUUCGGGUUUGAACUUCCACAGUCAGGGUGCCUUGUUUCCUCCUAUGUGGGGAAGUUUGGCUCAGUCCGAUACUACGUGAAGGCCGUCAUAGAGAAAUCAGGCCAUCAGUAUGCGGAAUGCAAGCGAUAUUUCGAGGUGGAGGAACCCAUUGACGUCAACACCCAAGAGCUCAUGGCCCCAGUUACAGGAGCAAAACAGAAGAAAGUCACCUGCAUGUUUAUUCCCGACGGCAGCGUUUCCGUGGCCGCUCGCGUAGGCCGGAAGGGUUACGGUGAAGGAGAAGACAUAUGCAUCGAUGCUCAGUUUGAGAACUCCUGCUCUCGGAUCGUCGUUCCUAAAGCCGCCAUCAUUGCCAAGCACAUUUACCGGGCAAACGGCCGCACCAAAGAGUUUCACGAGAAGCUCACUUCUGUCAGGGGAGACCACAUCGUCUCUGGCAUGUGUGACGUGUGGCAGGGGAGAGUGCUUCGUGUGCCAAAGCUGAAGCCAACUAUCCUGGGCUGUGACAUUAUCCACGUUGACUAUUGUCUGAGGAUCUACUUGCAUAUCCCAGGAAGUGAGAAGCUCAUCUUAGAUCUUCCUCUGGUCAUCGGGACGAUCCCCUACAAUGGCAUGAACAGUCGCACCAGCAGCAUGAGCAGCCAGGACGACAGUGGCACCUCCAGCACCUGCGUGUCACUUCCGUCUUCUCCACCUAGCUACAGAGAGAUCUCCCGAGACGACCACAUUGAGAGUUCCUUCAUUCCUCUCCUAGAUGAUUAUGACGAGGAUGACAGUCCUAUAUUCAUGCGCAUUCAUGCGCUCCCCCCUCCCCCAGCAUACACUGAGCAAAACUAAGACUGCAUCGGAAGUGGAGUUCUCCUUCAAAAGAGACUCCAACGGAAGAUCAAAUGCAGGGAGAUUCAGAUUUCAGAUCUCAGAAUGACACUGCUAAUGGACUAUGCAUGCUUGACUUCAGAGUUGCGGACUAUGAAAUGCUAUGUCACGCCAAGAACUGGUUGAUUGCAAGUCGGUGAAGUCGUCUGAAGCUGGACUGUUUUGCUGAUGUAAGAACCCACCUCUUGAAAAUGACCACUGACGUCUUCAUGUUUAAUUCUGAAGAAUCCUCAGAAUCUGAGAGAGUUUUUACAUUUAUGAUUUUGCCAUAUUGGCAUAAUAUUCUGUCUGCACAUAUUUCAAAUUGGAAAGUGUUUGUGGUAGAUAAGCCUUCGGAUUAUAGAGACAAUAUUUUUGUAAUGCACAAAAAUUUUAUGCAGUUUUGUGAGUGGAAACAAUUAUAUAUCAUUAUGAGUUGUUUGCUGAGCUGUUGGUGUGCUGUGUCUAGUAUUACAGUCUUUCCUAGCAGCAUGUGUAUUUCUAAUUUAAUAUAGAAAUUAGAAUAUGCAUAUAUAGUAUAUAGUCAGUUUUUAAUAGUAUAUAAUUGAGUAUUACUGUCAAGUUAAUCCACUUUGAAAUUUGAAACGGAUGGUUAUGUGCAUUUUGUACUCUUG
Molecule: messenger RNA, 1596 nt
Organism: Sinocyclocheilus rhinocerous
Lineage: Eukaryota; Metazoa; Chordata; Actinopteri; Cypriniformes; Cyprinidae
Product: thioredoxin-interacting protein-like
Exons: 6
Coding region: 104-943 (279 amino acids)
Biological process (GO): protein transport
Cellular component (GO): cytoplasm
Molecular function (GO): ubiquitin protein ligase binding
Source: RefSeq, a predicted model, not a curated record